Messenger RNA from Cicer arietinum (chickpea), 632 nucleotides. RefSeq names its product auxin-responsive protein SAUR21. The record is from RefSeq and is a predicted model, not a curated record. Gene Ontology annotation, biological process: response to auxin. Lineage: Eukaryota; Viridiplantae; Streptophyta; Magnoliopsida; Fabales; Fabaceae.
AAGAUAAAAAUGCAUGGACUUAAGUUUUGCAAAUAACCUUAUCAACUAUGGACCCUAUAGCCCAACAUUAUAAGUGUGUACACAUAUAUAAAAGUAUACGGUAACUAGCUCAAACACUCAACCAACUAUAGCUCUCAAAUAAACAUAUUCAUUAAAUAACACUUCUCAAUUGUCAUGGACAAGCACAAAAACAAAAGUGGUAGCAUUGUGAAGCUCAUUGAGAAGCUACAAAAAAGGCUUUUAAUAGGGAGAAAUAAAUCAACAUCAACCUAUGUGCCAGAGGAUGUGAAAGAAGGACAUUUUGGUGUGAUAGCUGAGGGUGGAAAGGAAGAAGAAUCAAAGAGAUUUGUGUUGCCAUUAAGAUGUUUAACCAACCCAACAUUUGUGAGGCUAUUGGAGCAAGCAGAAGAAGAGUAUGGUUUUGAUCAUGAAGGUGCAUUAACUAUUCCUUGCAACCCUAGUGAGCUUCACAAGAUGUUGCAAAAGCAAUGGCAACAAGAAGAGGGAGGUGCUGAAAAAUGCUACAACAUGGAAUUCAUGCAAUAAUGCCAUGGUUUUUCAAAACUUUUGAUAAAUAAUUAAAUGGAGUAAUAUAUGUUAUACGAAAUAUGUUAGUUAUUUAUUGAAGUGAA